Acanthoscelides obtectus is the source of this 1059-nucleotide messenger RNA. Lineage: Eukaryota; Metazoa; Arthropoda; Insecta; Coleoptera; Chrysomelidae. The record is from the annotation of a GenBank genome assembly.
AUGGAACUCAACCGAGAACAUUUUCGCGCCAUAAUUUAUUACAACUUUCAGAGACAAUUAUCGCAACAAGAAUGUCUUGCUGAGUUACUGUCUGUUUUCGGCAACGAAGCGCCACAUCACUUCGACAAUUCGACAAUUUCCCGUUGGUAUGGAGAAUUCCAACGUGGACGGGUGAGUCUUAGCGGCGAUCCCAGGGUGGGAAAUGUCGAUGCUGUGCGCAAACUCAUCAUUGAAGAUAGACAUGUGACAUAUCGCGAGAUUGAGGCGUCCUUGAAGAUCUCAAAGACCUCAAUUCAAAAAAUUUUACAUGAAGAAUUAGGAGUAAGAAAAUUAGUUUCUCGUUUGAUACCCCAGCUGUUGACUGAAGAGCAGAAAGCAGCCAGGGUUAAUUGGUGUCAAAAACGCUUGACCUGUUAUGAACCAGAAAAUAAACAACAGUCGGCUGUUUGGGUGUUCCAAGGUGAAGAAAAGCCAACAAAACAAAGAACUGUUACUGCGGAUUGGUAUACCACCAUUUACAAUGCAAGCUCGCACACAGCCCAAAAAACAAGGCAGUAUUUAACGGAACAAAACCUACCCAAUCUAAGUCCUAACCAUUUCUUUACUUUCCCGAAAAUUAAAAACAGACUGCAUGAAGAAGCAGGUCUGCCAGCAAACGAGUGGAAUGAGUGCUUCGAAAAUUGGUUCGAGCGCAUGCAGAUGUGUAUUAAUCUUCUAAAUCGUCAUAACUGCCGAUAUUGGUCUGAUUCUAAUCCCAGAAUUUAUCAUGAGGUUCAUACACAGCAGCCACAAAAAUUAAAUGUUUGGGCUGACGCCAUAGAUCCUGCAUUAACAGCCAUAAUUGAAAAUCAGAAUGAUCGGCGGUACAUUGCGAAUAGGUUGAUGUUCCAACAGGAUUAUGUAUCACUUUUGGAUUUCUUUAUGUGGGGUCAUUUAAAAAUCAAAAUCUAUGCUACUCAGCCAACAUCAUUAGAAGACCUGCGACAAAGAAUUGUGAAUGAGUAUGGAAAAAAAUGGGUAAUUGUAACUUUUCAUUUUCACGAGUGGAGUUUCAACUGA